AAGAGCCAGCCUCCAGAUCUGCUCUCAGAGCUGUAGCUGACACACCGAGAAACAGCCGGACAACACAAACACACACACGCAGGAUGAUGGAAGCCGAGGAGGAGUGGAGGAACAAAGACCCGAGUGCACACCAACUAUUGCUGGAUAAAAAGGUGCUCUGCAAGCAGAAUGGAAGGAUCGGUAUAGUGAGAACCCUCCACAGCCUGUUGAAAACUCAGAACACUCUGCAGAUUCACUCCAUCGCCCGCUCAGAAUGUGCUGGCUCGUGUCCGGACCUCAUGAUGAGUAGGAGCGAUCACUUUGAUGUGCGGCCCCCCGCGGCCCUCACCCCCCAGCUGCCCCCCCGAGCCCACCGGCCCCUCUGCAUGUCCGUCUCCUCCGACAGCAGCGGGCGCUUCAAAGCUCUGGAGACGCAGGAGUGGAAGAACAACCUCAAAGCACAGAUGGAGCAGGCCCACAGUGCAGGAGCAGCCAGCAGCACCGGGUCUCUGGAGCGAGCGUCCCUCUUCUGCUCUUCCAGCUCCGGCCUGUCCUCCCCCGUGGAAAUCCUCAACAAAAACAAAUCGUCCUCGUCUUCGAGCCGCUUCUCUCUCUUCUCUCCGCCGUGGAACAGCAGCUCCGAGUCCGAAUCCAACCCUCCGUCUCGCUCCGGAUCCAAAAAAAAGCUUCGUAACUACAGCCGUCGAGCCGCCACUGGACCCGCGGGAGCCCGGGGCCCCGACACACCCGAAACAAAACCCAAACCAGUGGAACAACAACACUUCCAAUACUCCGAACCCGUGAUCUCCAGAGUGACGGAUUUCAUCUACGUUGGAAAUCUGAACGCGGCGUAUAACGGGCGUUCGCUUUGCCGCAAUAGCAUCGACAGCAUCAUCGAUAUGAGCAGCGUUUCGGGGGAUCCGGGUCCCAUUUUGAACGUGAUCCCGUGCACCUGUUCUCGUGGUGCCAGACACACGUGGUCUCGACUCAAAGUGGAUAUCGGAGACGUGCCGGAGCAGCGGUGUUUCGAGGAUAUCAACGAGUGUAUCGGCGCCUCCACAGAGAAGAGGAAGCGCGUCCUGGUGCACUGCAGAGACGGGUUCUCGCUGGCGCCCACGUGCAUCAUUCAGUACCUAAUGGUGAAGCAGAACAUGAGGCUGAUCGCCGCCUACGAGCUGCUGAGGGCCCGGUACCCCGUCAACAUCCGGGAGCGCCACCAGAACCUGCUGGUGAGCCUGGAGAGGGCUCUGAGGCCCGGAGGGAACGUGGACCCCGAGUGCUUCAAACAGGCCAUUUCCCGCAAAGUGGCGUGGACCUGACGCCCGUUUCCCAUCAUGCUUUGCCUGCUGCUCCGGACUCUCUUUACUCCUUUUAGCGUCCCAGAGCUUAAACACGCUUCUGGUCUUAAUAUACGUGGUGUAGAGUGGUGCAGGAAUGAGUCCUAAAACCCUGCAAUGAGUCAGCAUUCUAGCAGUUAUCUAGUCCCGAAGUCAAUGGGGUUUAAUAUGUGUUGUUUUUAACGUGGCGUGGACCUGACGCCGUUUCCCAUCAUGCUUCAGACUCUCUUAAUAUCCCCACGUGGUGUAGAGUGGUGCAGGAAUGAGUCCGCAUUCUAGCAGUUAUCUAGUCCUGAAGUCAAUGGGGUUUAAUAUGUGUUAAUAAGGUCUGUGGUUAACACGAGCUGAAGAGAUUUUAACGUUUAAAUACGCCGGUAAAUACCCCACUGGUGAAUUUUAAACACUGCUAACAAGUGUCUAAAUGAGACGACUAACCUCCCAUUGGACCGGGGAGACGUUGCCUUCAGGGUCCAACACAGAAAUUACGACAUCCCUGCACCACUCUAUUGGAUUUAUUUCCCUAUAGACACCACAGGAAGCUCUACCCCUGUGGAUUCUGGAUAUUCCCGUCCCCACUUGAGUUCAGUGGUUCUGAUGAGUUUGCUCUUCAAACCUGGAAAUGUGACCCGAUAGACUUCAGUGUAACAUACUUAGCUUCUCGGUAUAACGGUGUGAUGGUGUUUCGCUGUAUAGUUGAUAUUGUCCUGCUUCAGUUCUGUCGUGGUGUUGUUAAAUAUCAGGGGAAGAUCUCAGGAGAUUAUUGAUGUCAAACCAGUGCAGGGUGGGAAUCUCUCGUUAGUCAGCGUUUCAGUUCACACCUGCCACUAAAAUGCAUCUUGUUUAGCUGUGUGUGAUAUUUCCAAAAGGUUUUUCUUAACAGCCGGUUUGUUGCUCAGCUGUGCAGCCACAACUUUAACUUUGGUUCAAAAGCCACGGUACAAAUAAUGAGUUAUUGCAGGAUUAAGGAAGGGGAGAUGAUAAAACUGCCUGUUGCUAAACCAGAAGAGCUUUGCAUUUGGAUCUUUAGUAAAUGUCCAAACGUACUGGCAUCAAAAUGUACCUAAAACAUUACAAUAUUUGAUGCUUUAUGCCAGCGGUUCCCAACCUUUUUGAACUCGGGUCCACUUAAGAAUCUAAAACAGGGUUUAGUUGAAUACUUGACUCUGAUUGGUCGAUUCAGAACAUGUGACACAUAAAUGGUCAAAUGGACUGUACUUAUAUAGCGCUUUAUCCAGUCUUUAAGACCCCUAAAAGCGCUUUACAUACCACAGGUCGUUCACCCAUUCAUACAGAGCAGUGUACCUUACUCUAGGACCUAACAUUCACACGCCAUCGGGAGCAACUCAGGGUUAAGUAUCUUGCCCAAGGAUACAUCGACAUGUUGACAGCAGGGGCUGGGAUCGAACCCACAACCUUCUGGUUGAAAGACGACCGCACUCCCUUGCAGCCACAGUCGCCCUGUAAAUGAUAUUGAUUAGAUUAUUUAAGAUCAUACCUUAACAUUACACUAGUUGUGUCACUUACUUGCAUUCUCCAUGGGCAGUCAUCACCACCGUAGUCGUAUGUCAUUUCCUCUCCUUGUUGUUUGCCCUCUAUGGCGAACAAGCAUACAUGUGGCUUCCUAUCCACAUCGACUCUUUUCAUCUUACAGUUGGGCCCAAGGUGGUCGUCCCGUCCAAAUGACCCAUCUUCCCUUGAGGCGUCAAAACUUAACCAUACAAAUAAGAGGAAAGGGAACACAAACGAACAGUCCUUCAUUUCACUUCCUUUAAAACUGGUAUGAGUUGUGAUAUAUUUUAUUCUCUGAUGCAGUUUAAUCAAUGUUAGUGCUGGAUAUAACUGUCAUAUAUCCAACUGAUUAAAGCCUUAUAACAUUCAGUGCAGUUUAGCAUGGGUUUUAGUCAUUGUGAAACUACAAAUCUUACCUCCAUGUCUUCCCUCGCCACUUAAAUGAAAAAAGAAAUCCAGCACAAGUCGGAUGAUACAUGUGUUGUCUUCUGUGCAGUUCCUUAUCAUUGAUAAGGUCCCCUCUACUCAAAAGCUAAAUGUCCCGUGGAAAACUGACCAAGGGCAAUCAUACCACGUCCUUCAAGACAAUAUAUGACAUGUCCAGUGAAAGUGGCCGUUAGAAUGAUGAGUCUGUGGACUAUAUGUCAUUCCAAAAGCAAUGUGGAGAUAAGAAGCGACAUUUACACCAAUUGAUUAUGUUACAAUAUAAUGAACACCUUAUGUAACAUCCUCUUACCUUUCACUGCAUUGAUGUAUUUCACAUCUAAUUGAUUUGUUUCAUCAGUCUUUGAUUGGACAUUCUGCUGGGCAUCCUUAAGGGGACUGACCCUUGGUGCCCCUUUCACACCAACGCGGUUCCCGUUCCGUGCUAGAGCUUUUCUGGUUCGGAACCGGUUUUCUUUUCAGCCCCCGCUCUGUUCACACCGUCCAGAGCCCGAGUGGUGUUGCGUCAUCGUUUGCGUCAUGACGUAACCGUUUACGUGCCUGCUUCAUAAAGCCAAACCGUGCGGAAACCCCUCACAACAACAACAAUGGCCGAUUGUAUUGAAGCGCUACUCGUUUUGGUUUUACUCUGUCGAAACGAAAUGGAAGAAAUGGGACGACUUUACUACGAACUUUACAUUCGUCACAUGCGACAUUCAAAUGCCCAUGCCCCCGCCUCCGACGUAAGCGUGACGGAUGCGGUUCUUGCUUCUAGACCGACAAUUUUUUGGUGCUUGAAAAGCACCGGGUUUCGGUGCUUAGAGCCGGCUCCGCUGCGGUGUGAACAGGAAAAAAAUUGUGCUUUUCAGUAGGGCUGUGCAAUUAAUCGUAUAUUAAUCUCGAUUACGAUUUUGGCUUGCAACGAUUACGAAAACAACGUAAUCGAAAUAAAACGAUUAUUAUUUUUUUGUAUUGGUUUUUCAGUUGAAUUAUACUUAAAGUUCAGGGCAAUCAACUGUUAAAAACAUACUGUUCAAUUAAUUUCUCAAUAAAUGGAUGUUUUCAAAGUAAAUGGAUAAUCGUUUUUAAUAAUCGUGAUAUCAAUUAUUGACCAAAAUAAUCGUGAUUAGGAUUUUUGCCAUAAUCGAGCAGCCCUACUUUUCCGGCUCUAGCUCCGAACCGGCCCCGGAACCGCGUUGGUGUGAAAGGGGCAUUGGUGGCAUUUCCAACUGCAGAGAAAGGUAGCAAAAAUUAGAUGGCUUUUUUUCAUUCUUGUUCAUCACUCCAAACUGCGCUAGCUGCUAAAGCAUAUCACACACCUGAGCACCAUGCAAAUACACUUUAACGGCUAGCUAUGCACCGACUGUAUCACUACUUUACACCACAAAUAUUUACUUUCAUUUCUUUCUCAGGUGUGAACUGAAAACAUGUGAACCAGCCAUUUAUUUAGAAUUGUUGUUUUUCCUCCUACAAAUCUAGUUUGGAUGUAAUUUAGCUGUUGAAGAAUCCGGUUGCUGCCGACGCCCUGAAGAACGCACAUGUGUUUUUAUCAUUAUUGGAUUUACAUCGACUGGAUCUAUCUGCUUCUUUCGGGAACUUUGCACACGGACCCACGUUUUUAAAUCUUCAGUCUCACGCAGUUUUCUUUGUGUUUUCCGAGGUCGAUGGAAAAUGAAGGCCCAACCUGUCCUCUGUGAGGAAGACACUGUUUGCUCGGUUGAAUCUCUCUGGUGGUGCUUUGUGAAGAUGAAUGUCCGUGUAUAUGCAGUGAAGCUGGGUGACGUCUGUGGAUUAUCAGUAUUAUUGUGUCUGUGCCACUCAAUACGCUGCGAGAGGGGAUUUUGCACAAAUCACCGGGUCGUCCUACAUGCAAACAUCGCCUUUUAUUUUAUUAUUGUUUGAAUUAUUGUUAUAUCUGGACGUGGUUUGCACAUUUUGAGGAUCGUUUACAUGCUCAUUAUCCUGAUAGUUGAUGGUUUAAUUAAAAUGUUUACAUGUUUCACACGCUCGAUAUAUUCCCCGAAAACCUGAGUUAUUUAUUUUUUGAAAACGGUGUGAAUCACAUCCAGGGGUUUUUCUAGAAAGAGUACUGUGGAUCCUGUUUAUAAGAUAUAUCAAAGAGAACUCUGUUCGAUACUUCUGGAGGAAUUAUACCGUUUCUGAAAAUAUUGUUUUCUGAUCACAUUACAACGUUGGUCACAAACAAUCCGUAUAACAACUUUACCAAAAAGAGACACUCACGCACACACACACACACACACACACUCAAAGACAGAGACACACACAGGGAAACACACACAUAGGCAACACACACACAAAGACAGAGACACACAGAUACACACACACACACACCAUGUAUACAUCACUUCAGGGGACAUUACAUUGACUUACAUGCAUUUCCUGGAGACUUAUCCUAACCUUAACCAUAACCAACACAUCCCUAACCCUAACCAAGUCUUCACCCUAAAAUGAAUGAUUCCCCUUAUGGGGACCUCCAAUUUGUCCCCAUAAGGGAAGCCAGUCCCCACACGUGACUAUGUAAACAGAUGUAGGUCCCCACAAGUAUAGUAAUGCUAGCCUACACACACACAGAAGUCUUAAAACGUUGGUCACAAACAAUCCAUAUAACAACUUUACCCAAGAAAAUAUUUUAUAAAAAUCACACUAAAUGUCAACGAGCGAAAACAUCAUUUUUAAAUGAUUUUUUUAGUCUAUAAAAUGAAAGACCAUCGUGAACAAUUUUCUCACAGUUUAAAGCAAGGUCUAAAAUUAUCCAGGAAAACCCAAGUAAUUGUGAGAUAAAAGAGGAAAUCAGCAAAUCCUCACUUUGGAGAAUAAUUGGUAUUCCCUGUUUUAAUAAAUGACUUGAAAGAUAAAUAGAUUUUCCAAAUUAUUGCUGAUUAAUUUUGACUUAAUAUUAAUAUCUGCCUUGUAUUUAAUUCCCCAGAGGAUGAUUUAGGAUAUGAAGUUUGGCCCAACAACACGGUAAACCCUUUUAAACGAGACCUGUCACAGAGUAUAAGGGAUGCUGUAAUACAUAUUUAAAAAGUGUCUUGAACAUCGUGUAAAAUGCCGUUAUUAGCCGCUAGUCAGAUUGUGCUGUAAUCCGAGGGUUAAAGUUAAAGUAGCUAAACUUAACUAGCUAAUGGUGUUUUUAUUGUGUGCUAAACAUGAACCAUGUAUAUCAUAGUCCACUCUCGGAUAAGCAGAGCUAGCUAGCUAACGCGAUCAGUGGAAAUUGUGGUCAAACGUUAGUGGACUAACACGUGCCUGAUUCAUGUUUAGCACAAAAGAAAACGCUAGCUUUUAUGCUAAAGGUCGGAGAAUGAUACAUUUUAUACGAGGUUUAUUGACCGUUAGCUAAAGGAAAGAAGUGGAAAUUGUGUAUUAUUUAGUACAAAAUCCAUCUUCAUCAUCUACUGACGAAUCUUUUAUCUGGAGCGAAACUAGUUGAAACUUGUUGUUAAACACCAAUUUUGGAGCUGAAAAAUAUCCGUUUGUGACCAAAAACAUCCUGUAAAUACUGAAAUAACGACUAAAAACGUCUAAUAUUCUAUUUAAGCCGUAGAGAGAAUCAGUUGUACAGGAUUUUACCAACAUUUCUUGAGGUUUAACCCCCCGCGGUGUGAUGGGCGUGGAAGAGUAAAAGUAUGGUGCCUUCAUUUUGAGUCGUCUCGUGACCGUACGGUGACAUUUGCACACUUUGUAUGACUUUAACUUCUCUCGAUAUGUAAAACAAGUUGGAUAUUUUUCGUGUAUGAGCAUUUGUGUAACGUGGUCCUUGCUGUAAUAUAUUGGCUUGUCAUUCGUGCGCACAGUACCCGUUGUUUUAAAUAUAAACAGGGGAUGAAGACGUGGAUGAAGAGGAUAUAUUUCACUAACAAAAUCUACAUAUUUUGGGUUUUAAUCUCUUUUGUUUUUAAAGUAAUCUUAAAGGUUUUCUAACUCGUUCUCUCAGGUGAUUUCUCAGUGGCCCAGAAUGUUCUCAAUGAAAACGAUAUUCAGAAAUGUGAAGCGUGUAUUUCUCAUGUCAUGUUUCUUAAAGUCGGAUAUAAUUUGUACUGUUAAAAUAUUAAAGAAAAGGAUGUAAAUAACA
Gymnodraco acuticeps is the source of this 7344-nucleotide messenger RNA. RefSeq lists its product as uncharacterized. Gene Ontology annotation, cellular component: cytoplasm. The transcript is spliced from 5 exons. The coding region runs from base 84 to 1298 and encodes 404 amino acids. The record is from RefSeq and is a predicted model, not a curated record. NCBI's taxonomy places the organism in Eukaryota, Metazoa, Chordata, Actinopteri, Perciformes, Bathydraconidae. Gene Ontology annotation, molecular function: MAP kinase tyrosine/serine/threonine phosphatase activity; protein tyrosine/threonine phosphatase activity. Gene Ontology annotation, biological process: protein dephosphorylation; negative regulation of MAPK cascade.